This is a messenger RNA of Rotaria sp. Silwood1, 1215 nucleotides long. Lineage: Eukaryota; Metazoa; Rotifera; Eurotatoria; Philodinida; Philodinidae. The record is from the annotation of a GenBank genome assembly.
AUGAGAGCAGCUGAACGCAUUUAUUGUCGAGAACAAACAGACUAUGGAAAUCAAACAUUGGUUCAAGUAUUAAUUAUUUCAAAUAAAAAUAUAAUCAAUGAAUCAAAAGCUCGUCAAGCUUUAAUAAAACUUUAUCAAGAUUAUUGUCCAGUUCUUGGCUAUAAAAUUUGUCCAUCAGAUGAUCAAACAACACUUGUAUACAAAUCAAAAGAUAAACAAGAUGCAGAACAAGAUCUUAUGUCUAAUUUCAAAUACGAACAGGAUAUCGAUUGGCAUGAAGUAUUCGAAAAUGAACUUAACAUUCCAUUUGAUAGCGAAAACUUAUCACGUUGGAUAAUAAUCAAUGGUCAUAUUCUUAUCAUGUCAUUUCAUCAUGUAACUGUUGAUGCAAAAAAUUUAUUUUAUGUUGGUCGACAAUAUCUUUUAUUAUGUUCAUCAUCACCAAAUAAUUUAAAAAAUAAUAUAUUUCUUGAACCAAUGGAAAAAUAUUUAUUUAAUAAAUAUUCAUAUGAAAAAAUAUCCGAUCUUGACUUAAAACCAAGGCCUAUUCGACCAAAUCCAAUCACAUCACGAACAAGUGUUCGUCAUUUUUAUUUUUCUAAACAAAUACUAAUGCAAUUGAAAGAUCAAUGUCGUGUAUAUGGAAUACGUUUAAAUAGUAUUCUAACAUUGAUUACAGCUAAUGCUUAUUAUUUAGCAUGUGAUUAUAAUGAAGAAAAAAUUUUAAAAAUUCAUAUGAUGGUUAAUAUAAGACCACAACUUAAACUUGAUUAUGAACAAACUGGUAUGUUUGCUACUGUAUUUGAUUGUUUUGUUAAUAUUAAUCAACAAUCUAUAUCAUCUAUAUGGUCAAAUGCAAUUAAACAACAUCAUGAUCUUCAUCAUCGAAUAAAGGAAAAAGAAUAUAUAAUGAAUUGUAAAAAUGAUACAGAUUUAUUAAAAAUGAUUAAUAAUAAUGAAUAUUUUUCAUGUGAUGAUGUUCAUUUUGCAUUUAGUAAUCUUGGUUUAUUAUCAAAUACAAAUCAUAAUCAAAUUGAAGAACAUUAUUUUGGUGUAUCACUUAUUGAACAACGUUGGACAAGUUCCAUAUUGGUUGGUAUUAGUACAAUAAAGGAUCAUCUGUGUGUUACUAUUACAUACAACAAAAAUAAAGUUGAAAAAGAUUUUAUCGAAAAAUGGAUUGAAAAAAUUUAUUAUUUACUUGAACAAAUAUAA